Molecule: messenger RNA, 1683 nt
Organism: Brassica rapa (field mustard)
Lineage: Eukaryota; Viridiplantae; Streptophyta; Magnoliopsida; Brassicales; Brassicaceae
Product: UDP-glucuronic acid decarboxylase 2
Biological process (GO): D-xylose metabolic process
Cellular component (GO): cytoplasm
Molecular function (GO): UDP-glucuronate decarboxylase activity; NAD+ binding
Source: RefSeq, a predicted model, not a curated record
CACAAGACCGAUUCGCUUUUCACUCUCGUUCAAAGUCGACUCAGUUCCCGGCGAGUUCGACUCGGAGAUAAAAAAAAACAGAAGCGAGAGAUGGCGAGCGAGCUGAUAAACCGGCGACACGAGGCGGACCAACCAGCAUCGGAUGCGUACUACCCGAAACCGAUCAAACCGUGGUUCUCCGUGGCACGUCCGAUGCGUUACAUGCUCCGCGAACAGAGGCUCCUCUUCGUCCUCGUCGGCAUUGCGAUCGCGACGGUCGUUUUCACAAUCUUCCCACGCUCCACACAAUCCUCCCCUUACUCGGAUCCCUUCUCCGGCUACGGAAUGAGAUCCGAGGAGGAGUCGCACGUUCCGGGCCUCCCGGCCUUCCAGGCCCAGAGGAAGCCCAGCCUCGAGUACCUGAACCGGAUGGGAGCAACCGGCGGGAAAAUCCCGCUGGGGCUGAAACGCAAAGGGCUGAGAGUGGUGGUAACCGGUGGUGCCGGUUUCGUGGGAUCGCAUCUGGUGGAUCGGUUGAUGGCGAGGGGAGACACGGUGAUCGUCGUUGACAAUUUCUUCACGGGGCGUAAAGAGAACGUGAUGCAUCACUUCGGUAACCCUAACUUUGAACUCAUACGACACGACGUCGUCGAGCCGAUUCUCCUAGAGGUUGAUCAGAUCUAUCAUUUGGCGUGCCCUGCCUCACCUGUUCAUUACAAGUUCAACCCCGUCAAGACUAUCAAGACCAAUGUGGUCGGAACGUUGAACAUGCUUGGUUUGGCGAAGAGAGUCGGUGCUAGGUUUCUUCUGACGAGUACCAGUGAGGUUUACGGUGAUCCUCUACAGCAUCCUCAGGUUGAAACUUACUGGGGCAACGUUAAUCCCAUCGGUGUCCGUAGUUGCUACGACGAAGGAAAGCGUACGGCAGAGACGCUUGCCAUGGACUAUCACCGUGGAGCCAACGUUGAGGUCAGGAUUGCUAGGAUCUUCAACACCUAUGGUCCAAGAAUGUGUAUUGAUGAUGGACGUGUUGUCAGCAACUUCGUUGCGCAGGCACUAAGGAAAGAACCUUUGACUGUUUAUGGUGAUGGGAAGCAGACACGAAGUUUCCAGUUUGUUUCUGACCUGGUCGAAGGUCUGAUGAGAUUGAUGGAAGGAGAACAUGUCGGGCCAUUUAACCUGGGUAACCCUGGUGAAUUCACCAUGCUCGAGCUCGCUAAGGUGGUUCAAGAGACGAUUGAUCCAAACGCAAACAUAGAGUUCAGACCAAACACAGAAGAUGACCCUCACAAGAGAAAGCCUGACAUCACAAAGGCCAAAGAGCUUUUAGGUUGGGAACCAAAGGUGUCUCUUCGUCAGGGACUCCCUCUCAUGGUCAAAGACUUCCGUCAACGUGUAUUUGGUGACCAGAAGGAAGGCUCCUCCAUGGCUACAACCAUCACCAAAACAACCUCAGCUUGAGCACACGCAGAUGCAAGUAGCAGCAGCCAUUGCGAGUUGGACUGCUUGCAGCUACGAUUUGGAGGGAAGAGAGCUUUUUUACUUAAAUUUUAUUUUGUUUUUGAGUUUUCUAUUAUGAUAUUAUAUUCGUGUAACGUAGAGUUUGGUACCUUUACUACUUAUUCAUGGACCUCACUACAGUUUAAGAAAACCCCUUUUGUGUUUUGCAAUUACAAAGAUUAGUGGUAUCUACUUAUAAUCAUA